AUGCCUGCAGGCGGCUUCUCGCGCACGCGCAACGUCGAUUACGAUGACGACGAUAUUUACGACGACGAUGACUACUACGAAGACGACGCCGGGGACGUCGAUGCGGGAGGAGAUGGCAUGACGGAGGACGACAAAGAGCAGAUGCGUGUGGGCACCGUCAAAGUCCGCGAGGCGCUAGGAGAUAUGAGCGACUUCACGAGCGAUGAGCAGAUACAAGAAGCGUUAUGGCACUACUACUACGACAUCGGAAAGAGUGUGAGCUACCUGAAGAACAAGCUCGGGGUAGCAGAGCCGAAGCAGGAGGCACCCAAGCAGGAAAAGGCAAAACCAGUGUCGCGCUUCGACCAAGCUGCAAGCGUAGCAGACCAGAACGCGCCCGCAACCACAGACUUCUUCUGGGAUGUGCCCUGGGGCAACGUGCCACCCGAACGAUUAGGCGUCAUCACCGUCGAUGCCCCCCACUACAAAGGCGGCCUGCUUGGAGGCUCUUCGAAACUAGCCGCCCUUGCGGCUAAGCGGAGGAAGGAGCGCGAAGAUGCGGAAGCUGCUGCGUCCAAGGCAAACAACGACGCCGACUCAGCCAUCGCCAUGCUCGAUAAGCUCUCGGUGAAGAACCAAGGGAGUAGCAAUUCUGGAGGCGAUAGUGGCGAGUCUGAGCGUCCAGCUCGACUUUCCAGAUAUCCUGUCCGCAGACGUUCGCCAUCGCCAGCACCAGAAGCACCCAAAGAACCCGAAAUAGAAGAACCCCAAGCUCCUCAGCCUGCCGUCGUUGUCGAAUCGCCUGCUCAACGCGCUACGGCCUCUAUGUUCGCCUCCACCCUUUGUGGGCCCGACGAAAUGUCAAAGCACAUACAAGCACCGCUACAAGAGGUGCCGAUACCCUUUGCUGCGUACAAAUCCUAUGAUGGCACAGGAGCCUUUGCUGGACCAAGCCCGGACGAUAUUGUGCGGGCAGCACAGGCAAAGGGCGCAGGCGGCGGACGAACUACACCAAAGAAGAAGAAAAAGCAGACCAACGGUGACUUAGCCGAGUCGGUCGACAAGCUUACCGUGGCCGACGAGCCAAGAGUCAAGAGCAAGAACUUGAACGUUGUAGACGAGUUCGAAAAGAGCGCUUCGAAGCGGAUGGCUAAUUUUGUAGUGCUCGGACAUGUCGACCACGGUAAGAGUACGCUCAUGGGGCGAUUGCUUUACGAUCUUCAUGUUGUCGAUCAGCGAUCGAUAGACAAAUUACGAAAAGAAGCAGAAACUAUUGGCAAAUCAUCAUUCGCGCUCGCGUGGGUCAUGGACGAAACGAGCGAAGAGCGGAGUCGUGGUGUUACCGUCGACAUUGCGACAAACUACUUCGAGACAGACAGGAGCGUGUUCACAAUACUGGAUGCGCCUGGUCAUAAGGACUUCAUACCAAGAAUGAUUUCGGGUGCAUCACAAGCCGACUUCCCUGUCCUUGUCAUCGACGCAAGCACCAACAGCUUCGAAUCUGGUCUCAAGGGUCAAACGAAAGAACACAUUCUAAUUGCACGAAGCAUGGGUAUGCAACAUAUCGUUGUGGCCGUGAAUAAGAUGGAUACAGUCGGAUGGUCGAAAUCACGCUUCGACGAGAUCUCGAAACUCAUGACCACCUUCCUCACCGAAGCAAGCUUCCUCGAAAAGCGAAUAACAUUCAUACCCCUAGCUGGUCUGACCGGAGAAAACGUCGUCAAGAAGAUCGAAAACUCGGCCGCACAUUGGUACACUGGCGAGACUCUGCUAGAAGCUCUAGAACGAAUCGAUCUACCAACCCGAAACCUCACGAAACCACUUCGGCUCUCUGUUGCUGACGUCUUUCGAGGUGAUAUCCGUUCACCGCUAAGCAUAUCAGGCCGUAUCGAUGCCGGAACCUUACAAGUGGGCGACGUUAUCCUCGCUCUCCCUGCCAAUGAAACCGCAACUAUAAAAUCUAUCGAAGUGCAAGACGCACCCGUGGACUGGGCUGUCUGCGGUCAAAUUCCUACCCUCCACCUCACGGACAUCGACCCCGUUCACCUUCGUCAGGGAGACAUUGUCUGUUCCCCCAAAGAUCCUGUCAAACUUGUCAAAGCAUUUACGUCCAAGCUCCUCGCUUUCGAACACGUACUGCCUAUGCCGGUGGAAGUCUUUAGGAGCACACUCAACUCACCUGCAGGAAUUCGAACGCUGAGCGCUAAGCUUAAUAAGUUUACAGGAGAGGUUGUGAAGAAGAAGCCGAGAAUUGUGAAGCCAGGUGAGGUAGCAAGGGUGGUGGUGCAACUGGAAAAGGAGUUACCGGUGGAGGAGGGAAUGAGGGUCGUGCUUAGAGAGAGGGGACGAACGGUGGGGGCAGGAUUGAUGGAAAAUGUUGCUUGA
This is a messenger RNA of Alternaria arborescens, 2364 nucleotides long. RefSeq names its product HBS1-like protein. Gene Ontology annotation, biological process: translation. The transcript has 4 exons. Gene Ontology annotation, molecular function: GTPase activity; GTP binding. Bases 1 to 2364 code for a protein of 787 amino acids. NCBI's taxonomy places the organism in Eukaryota, Fungi, Ascomycota, Dothideomycetes, Pleosporales, Pleosporaceae. The record is from RefSeq and is a predicted model, not a curated record.